UUUGGAGCUGCGACGCUAAACAUGGCGUGUUCCUAGAAGCCGCUUUCGGCAUCAGUAGGCGGCGGCGUGGGGACUGGCAGCGUGAGGCGCGGGACCAGCCGACGCCACUUCGUGUUGGGAAGUGGGAGCGGGAGGCCGGGCAAUUCCCGACCAAACUAAACGGUUUCCAUGGAUCUCAAUAGUGCCAGCACUGUUGUUCUUCAGGUCUUAACACAGGCCACCAGUCAGGAUACUGCUGUGUUAAAACCAGCUGAGGAGCAGUUGAAGCAGUGGGAGACACAGCCAGGUUUCUAUUCAGUGUUGCUGAAUAUUUUCACAAACCACACUUUGGAUAUAAAUGUAAGGUGGCUUGCUGUACUGUAUUUUAAACAUGGAAUUGAUCGCUACUGGAGACGUGUAGCACCUCAUGCUCUCUCAGAGGAGGAGAAAACUACUCUGCGUGCAGGGCUCAUCACCAACUUCAAUGAACCAAUAAACCAGAUUGCAACUCAGAUUGCAGUGCUGAUUGCAAAAGUUGCUAGAUUGGAUUGUCCCAGACAGUGGCCUGAACUAAUUCCCACUCUUAUAGAGUCUGUUAAAGUCCAGGAUGAUCUUCGACAGCACAGAGCAUUACUUACCUUCUAUCAUGUUACCAAGACACUGGCAUCUAAACGACUUGCUGCUGAUAGAAAACUAUUUUAUGAUUUAGCUUCUGGAAUUUAUAAUUUUGCCUGUUCUCUGUGGAAUCACCACACAGACACAUUCCUGCAACAAGUUUCUUCUGGCAAUGAAGCUGCAAUUCUGAGUUCAUUAGAACGAACUCUGCUAUCAUUGAAAGUGCUGCGUAAGUUAACUGUUAAUGGAUUUGUGGAACCUCAUAAGAAUGUGGAGGUGAUGGGUUUUUUACAUGGAAUAUUUGAACGUCUAAAACAGUUUCUGGAAUGCAGUAGAAGUAUAGGUGCAGAUAAUGUGUGUAGAGAUAGACUGGAAAAGACCAUCAUUCUUUUUACUAAAGUGCUUUUGGACUUCUUGGAUCAGCAUCCCUUUUCAUUUACUCCUCUAAUUCAGAGAUCACUGGAAUUUUCUGUAAGCUAUGUUUUUACAGAAGUUGGUGAAGGCGUUACAUUUGAACGAUUCAUUGUCCAAUGUAUGAAUCUUAUUAAGAUGAUUGUCAAAAAUUAUGCUUAUAAGCCAUCCAAAAAUUUUGAAGAUAGCAGCCCUGAAACUCUUGAAGCCCAUAAGAUUAAGAUGGCGUUCUUCACAUAUCCUACUUUGACAGAGAUAUGUAGAAGAUUAGUCUCUCAUUAUUUUCUAUUAACUGAAGAAGAACUGACAAUGUGGGAAGAAGACCCAGAAGGCUUUACAGUGGAAGAAACAGGAGGAGAUUCUUGGAAAUAUAGUUUGAGGCCAUGCACUGAAGUAUUAUUUAUAGAUAUAUUCCAUGAAUAUAAUCAGACUCUUACUCCUGUACUUCUAGAAAUGAUGCAUACACUUCAAGGACCCACAAAUGUGGAAGAUAUGAAUGCACUGUUAAUCAAAGAUGCUGUGUAUAAUGCUGUUGGAUUAGCUGCUUAUGAGCUCUUUGACAGUGUUGAUUUUGAUCAGUGGUUUAAAAACCAGCUUCUUCCAGAAUUACAAGUCAUUCACAAUAGGUAUAAGCCAUUGCGACGCAGGGUGAUUUGGCUCAUCGGUCAGUGGAUUUCUGUGAAAUUCAAGUCUGACUUAAGACCCAUGCUUUAUGAAGCAAUCUGUAACUUGCUUCAAGAUCAAGAUUUAGUGGUCCGUAUUGAAACAGCUACAACUUUGAAGUUAACUGUUGAUGAUUUUGAAUUUAGAACAGAUCAGUUUCUACCGUAUUUGGAAACCAUGUUCACACUACUUUUUCAGUUACUGCAGCAAGUUACAGAAUGUGACACAAAGAUGCAUGUUUUGCAUGUCCUUUCUUGUGUGAUCGAAAGAGUCAACAUGCAGAUACGACCAUAUGUGGGAUGUUUGGUACAAUAUUUGCCCCUCCUUUGGAAGCAGAGUGAAGAACACAAUAUGUUGAGAUGUGCUAUUUUGACAACACUUAUUCAUCUUGUUCAGGGAUUAGGAGCAGACAGCAAGAACCUGUACCCUUUCCUGCUCCCAGUUAUUCAACUGAGUACAGAUGUUUCACAGCCUCCACAUGUUUAUCUUCUGGAAGAUGGUUUAGAAUUAUGGUUAGUAACUUUGGAAAACAGUCCAUGUAUUACACCAGAGUUGCUUCGUAUAUUUCAGAAUAUGUCACCACUUCUUGAACUAAGUUCAGAAAAUCUUAGAACUUGCUUUAAGAUCAUCAAUGGUUAUAUCUUUUUAUCAUCAACAGAAUUUUUACAGACAUACGCAGUAGGUCUAUGCCAGUCCUUUUGUGAACUUUUAAAGGAAAUUACUACAGAAGGUCAAGUUCAGGUGCUCAAGGUUGUGGAAAAUGCCCUUAAAGUGAACCCAGUACUAGGUCCGCAAAUGUUUCAACCGAUUUUACCCUAUGUUUUCAAGGGUAUUAUAGAAGGGGAGAGGUAUCCUGUAGUGAUGUCCACGUAUCUUGGAGUUAUGGGUCGAGUUCUACUACAAAACACUAGUUUUUUUUCUUCACUACUCAAUGAGAUGGCCCAUAAAUUUAAUCAGGAGAUGGACCAGCUUUUGGGAAAUAUGAUUGAAAUGUGGGUUGAUCGAAUGGACAACAUUACCCAGCCUGAAAGAAGAAAACUUUCAGCUUUGGCUUUGCUCUCUCUUCUGCCAUCUGAUAAUAGACUUGCAUCCAAGGGUCCUUAAGCCAUUGUCUUCAUUGAUUCAUCUUCAGGCAAAUUCUAAUCCUUGGGAAUGUAACUGCAAACUUUUGGGCCUUCGAGACUGGCUAGCAUCUUCAGCCAUUACUCUAAACAUCUAUUGUCAGAAUCCCCCAUCCAUGCGUGGCAGAGCAUUACGUUAUAUUAACAUUACAAAUUGUGUUACGUCUUCAAUAAAUGUAUCCAGAGCUUGGGCUGUUGUAAAAUCUCCUCAUAUUCAUCACAAGACUACGGCGCUAAUGAUGGCCUGGCAUAAAGUAACCACAAAUGGCAAUCCUCUGGAAAAUACUGAGACUGAGAACAUUACUUUCUGGGAACGAAUUCCUACUUCACCUGCUGGUAGAUUUUUUCAAGAGAAUGCCUUUGGUAAUCCAUUAGAGACUACAGCAGUGUUACCUGUGCAAAUACAACUUACUACUUCUGUUACCUUGAACUUGGAAAAAAACAGUGCUCUACCGAUUGAUGCUGCUUCAAUGUCAGGGAAAACAUCUCUAAUUUGUACACAAGAAGUUGAGAAGUUGAAUGAGGCUUUUGACAUUUUGCUAGCUUUUUUCAUCUUAGCUUGUGUUUUAAUCAUUUUUUUGAUCUACAAAGUUGUUCAGUUUAAACAGAAACUAAAGGCAUCAGAAAACUCAAGGGAAAAUAGACUUGAAUACUACAGCUUUUAUCAGUCAGCAAGGUAUAAUGUAACUGCCUCAAUUUGUAACACUUCCCCAAAUUCUCUAGAAAGUCCUGGCUUGGAGCAGAUUCGACUUCAUAAACAAAUUGUUCCUGAAAAUGAGGCACAGGUCAUUCUUUUUGAACAUUCUGCUUUAUAACUCAACUAAAUAUUGUCUAUAAGAAACUUCAGUGUCAUGGACAUGAUUUAAACUGAAACCUUAUAGAAUUAUAUACUUUACUUGGAAAUAUAAUGAAUUAUAUCAGGUUAGCAUUAUUAAAAUAUGUUUUUAAUAAUUUGUGAACAGUAUUCAUUUAGCAAAUAUUUUCUUUGAUAUAUACUGUAUUAAGUAAUAAUAGCUAACAUUUCUGUGUAUCAAGCACUGUGCCAAAUAUUUCACAUUUCACAUUUAAUCUGUGAAUAGUCUUGAAAGGUGGUACUAUUUAUACUUUACAGGUGAGAAAACUUAGAGUUUAAGUAACUAUGCCAAAUUCUCACAGCUUGUUAACACUUUUUGGGCCUCUCUGACUAGAGCUCAUGCUUUCAGUUUUAUGCUAUAUUGCUGCUUUGGUUCUAGGAUUGUAAUAUAAAAAAAUAGACAUGGUUCUUAUUCUAGGUAGAGCUUGAAAUUUAGAGGAGGAGAUAUAUGGUUACUGCACAGUGCGAUGAUAAGUACUGUACUUGGAGAUGCUGUUGAGUAUAACAUUUGUGGAGGUGAGAGAUGGCUUUAUGAAGAAAGUGACAUCAAAACUGGAUCACGAAGAAUAAAUAGAAACAGUGAAGAGAGCUGAGUAACAUCGUGUCAGAGGGGUUAACAGAAGAAAACAUGCUGCUUUUCAGGAACUAAAAUUCAGUACAGCUGGCGUUGUGAAUGAUGGUGUGCGAUUUAAAGCCCAAAAGAGAGAUCAGGUGAUGAAAGCUUUGUAGUUACAUGCUUUAUCUUGAGGGCAACAGAGAGCCAUUGAAGGAUUUUUAAGCAGUAGAGUGAAAUGAUUAGAUUUACCCUUUAGAAAUUUCCCUCUUUCUGGAAGGAACAAUAAAACCGGAGCCAGAAUUAGUUGAGUAGGAAUCUGAAUUACUAACCCAGGGGAAAGAUGCUAGAGGCCUGGGCCAGGAUACUGGCAAAAAGGAUGGAUGAAUCCAGAGGUACUUUGAAAGUAAGAUGAACUGCCUUGGUGAUUGGUUGAGGGGUGGCAGGGGAGGGAGAAGUCAAAGAUGUUAGGUUUUUGGCUUAGGCAGUUUUGUGCUGUAUUUACUAAGCUAAGGAAAGAAAAGGGGUGGGGCAAAAUAAUGAGUUCAGUUUUAGACAGAUUAAAUCUGAGGUUCUUAUUAGAUCUCCAAAUGGAAAUAUAUAUCAUGCAGAAAUUCAGAAGUGAGGUCUUAUGGUAAAGGCCAAUAAUUCCUAAACUUUCAUCUGUCCAGUACACUGGAAGUGUAUGAUGCACCCUUUACAGUAACAAUAACCAUUUGAGCUGUGGUUUUGGGAGAUAGGUAAGUGGGGAAGAAUAAGACCUUGUAGAAGUUGAGAGAGUCCCUAGGAGAUGUUAGUGCCCUUGAUUAAGAAUCUUUAAUAUAGAUGGCAAUUGAAGUCAUAGAGGUAAUAUAAUGUUUAUUAGCAUAAAUUUGUACUUGCAGAAUAUUUGUACUGCAGAAUAUUAGGGAUUAUAGUAAGUGCCUAUGCUUGUUGGUUCGUUAAUAGUGACCUGAACCACAAAUAUGUAUUUAAAAUUGUUUCUUAAGCAUUAUAUCUUUCAUGUUUGUGUCUGUUCUUCCUUUUCCCCGAAAUUUGUGUUUUUUAAUUACUGAAAAAUACAAUCCAUAUGAAAUUAGCCUGGAACAUGUUAUCUGGGAGUAUUUAAACCAAAUGAUAAUUAUCAAGUUCAUAUUGUGAAAUGAAAAUAAUUAUAAUAAAAUGCAAUAUUGUUUAUUCUACUAUAA
This is a messenger RNA of Pongo pygmaeus (Bornean orangutan), 5382 nucleotides long. It is a transcript of the gene IPO11, whose product is annotated as importin 11. NCBI's taxonomy places the organism in Eukaryota, Metazoa, Chordata, Mammalia, Primates, Hominidae. The record is from RefSeq and is a predicted model, not a curated record. Gene Ontology annotation, molecular function: small GTPase binding. Gene Ontology annotation, biological process: protein import into nucleus. The transcript is spliced from 28 exons. Bases 169 to 2772 code for a protein of 867 amino acids. Gene Ontology annotation, cellular component: cytosol; nuclear envelope.